AUGACGCUCGCUGACGACGAAUUGCUGCUCGUCGCUGAUGAGCUUCAACUGGACGACCUUCCAAACGUCUCGCUCCCUGCGGACCCUCCUACCGACGACGCCCCCGCUCCCAAGAAGCUGUGCACUCAAGGAGACGCCUCUGACAAUGUCCCCGCCCCCUCCCCCUCGGCUCCCCUCGUUCCGAAUAACUCAGGCCAGCUGCCCAACGCCCACGCCCUGCCUGCUGCGCCUCUCGCAACCACGGUGGCCCCUCCGCCCUCCGCCGCCCCUCCCAUCCCACCCGCGUUCGCGGCUCCCUCCGCUGCCCCUGCUCCCUCUCGAUCCAUGGCAGAUCCGCCGCGCCAGCGUGCUCCUGCUGUUGCCAGCGACGCUCCCGAGGACCAGGCAGAUCACGCGGACACCCUAGCCAUCUCGCGCAACCUCCGCCGCCAACGUGCGGCAAUUUCGAUCCCCGUUAUGCCCCGCAGGCGACUCGCGGUGGUGGAAAUCCUCUUCCCUGAGGCGGGAGCGGAGGGUAUCCGCGCCGACCUGAUCACGCGCAUUUCGAAGCAUCUGCAACCGUUUCAUUUCCGCAACAAUGCCAUCCCCGAGUUCCAGCCUUCGGUGGGGGAAGUGCUCCGCAUCCCCCGACGUGCCUACGCGCGCCUCUGCUUCUCUUGGCCUUCUCAGGAUGAUGCCGAGGACUUCAAGAGCCUCUUCCCGCACACGUUUCACCUCCCCAACUCCCGCUCGGUGCUGCUGAAGGUUUAUGUCGAUCGUAACCCGCGCUUCACCUCAGCUAAGGCAGGAGGGGCUGCCACGCUGACCCUCCGAAAUAUCCCACCGGGCUACACCCCAGAGGACAUUCGCACCUUCCUGCUGCACCAGGACGUUGCGGGAGACUUUAACUCCGUUGUCCUCCCCUCUGAUCGCAAUCGCCCACUGCAUGGACAUGAACGGAACGAAGCUGCCGCUGUCGAGGCUUUGAUGACCGAACACUCGCUCGUUGACACCUUCCGGGCACUACACCCCAACGCCACUGUUUACUCUUACUAUGGUCGUCCUCGCGCCACUCCCCGACCCGUAGCACCGCGACCUGUCCCAACCGCAUCUGCAGUCCUCACGCCUGCUGCUUUUACACCCACACCACCCCGAUCUGCCGCACCUCCGUUUAUGGUCCACCCGCCUGCAGCACCACCUCCUGCCUCCCGGCUGGACCGGAUGUACAUCUCCGCCUCCUUCCAAAACCGACUUGCGGCCUCCCCCUACCUCCUUACCCCCCUCAUCAUCUCCGAUCACUGCUACGCUCCACUAUGCUCCAUAGCGUUCGAGCUCCCUUCCAGAGCCCCUCGCCCAUGGAGGCUGAGCCCGUCCCUCCUCUCGCGUCCUUACAUCGCUACAAUCUUGGAAGAACUUAUCCCCGCCCUGCCUCCCUCCCCGUCUUCGGAGGAAUGGGAUGCAUGGAAAAAUGCCCUUACGCUACGCCUCAAAAGGUUCUCCAACCAGGAAAAACGACGGGUGCAUAAGACUCUUGAGCACCUCAAUCACCUCAUCAACCAGUUCCAACUACGCUCUGCCAUUUCCCCUUUAGACGCGGAGUCCGCCGCUCGCCUGUGUCAUCGCGAGAUGGGAAUCUCAUCUCUUCUCGCCGGAAUCAACUCCCGCAUUAAAGCAUCCUUCAUAUCCUCCAUCACCCUUCCCAACGGGCAAAGCAUUAGCGAUCUCCACACCAUGACCUCUGCCUGCUCCAGCUUCUUCCAAUCCCUUUACAGUGGCGUCCCAUCCGCCUCUCCAAACCCCGACUUCUGGCGACACAUCCCUCGCUCCUCUCCCCCCCCUGCCCUCACUUCCGCACUCGCAGCCCCCUUUUCCUUGCCUGAGGUGGGCAAGGCUCUAGGCCAGCUCUCGCGCGGAAAGACCCCUGGUCCUGAUGGACUCCCUGGAGAACUUUUCAGGCUGUAUAAACCUCGUUUUGCUCCAGCCUUCUUGACCCUCCUGGCCCCGGCCUCCAUGCCCCCCUCUCUACCCCCCUCCAUGCUCUCCGGUCGUACAGUGCUCAUUCCCAAAAAGGGGAACGCCUCCCUACUGGACAAUCACCGCCCCAUCACCCUCAUGAAUGCAGACUACAAAGUUUUAGCUCUCUGCCUGGCUAACCGUCUCCAACGACUCCUUCCUCUCAUUAUCCACCCUUCUCAAACGGCCUUCAUCAAACACCGGAAGAUAGGCGACACGAUUAACGACACGUUGGACAUCAUGGACUGGGCCUCCUUCACAAACAGUCCCCUUCUCGCCCUGACGGUAGACUUCCGUAAGGCCUACGACUUGCUCAACCGACCCUUCUUAUUCCAGGCUCUCUCCCACCUCGGCGUCCCGGAGAAUCUUAUCAAAUGGAUCCGUCUCAUGCACUCCAACACGUCCGCCCGCAUCUCUGUUAAUAACAUGGACGGUGCCCCCUUUCCAGUGCGCACCGGCGUCCGGCAAGGCUGCCCACUCGCCCCCCUCCUGUUUGUCUGCGCCAUCGAGAUUCUACACCGCUACAUGACUUUGUAUCUCCCUGGCUUCCCCUUAUCAGCCACGAACAACCGCCUCAUGGCCUGCUACGCAGAUGAUGUUACACUGUUCCUCUCGUCGAACAAGGAGCUCGAAACCGCCACUACCCACCUUAUGAUCUUUGCGGCAGUCUCUGGUGAACGACCCAACUGGAGCAAAUGCUCCAUCAUCCCUUUCAAUAUCCCAAACUGCCUCAUCACCCACGCAGGGCAAAUCCCUAUCCGUGCUUCUAAUGAAGCUGAACGAAUUCUUGGAAUCUUUGUCGACAAAAGCCUGUCCAACACCACCACCUGGACCACUACUCUUUCGCGUAUAGAACGCUCCACCAGAUUCUUAGCGGCACUCCGCGCGACCGCCACGUGUCGUAAAACUCUCGCAUCCACUUUCCUCAACUUAGUUAUCUCCUAUCCCGGUCGCUUCCAACCUCCUCCGCCUGACAUACUUGCCAGACUGGAUACAGUCGUGAGCACCUUCCUCUCCUCGUCCCGGUUUAAGGAAACCGGCUUCGCCAUGCCCAUCAUCCCAUACCGGAUUCUUUAUAACUCGACUCGUCACGGUGGCCUCGGUGCUACCCGGCCAUCCAUCCAGAUUAAAGCCCUCACGAUCCAACGUGCCCUUCGCCGCUUUGGUGCAACGCCUUCUGAGGAAGUCGCGCGCUGUGCAAUCUCCCUCCCUUUUGGCUCUCACGCCUUCCUCUCCCACAAGCUGAUUUUGUCGGCCAACUAUCUACCCCCUUCAAUCCCUCCACGUGCUCUCGCGGAACUCAAGGACUUCCUGUCCCUUCCCUCCACCGUUGCCCCUCCGCUCAUCUCCUCCUUAUGCCUCCUUGCUGAACCAACGGCUUUCAAUCGCUUUAUCCUCAAACCCAACGGAAGACCUUUUGGCACCACCAAGCAUGAGCGUUUCCUACUAUCCGAGAAAAUCAGGCUCGGUGACAUUAUCCAAGUAUCAAUAGUAGGGCUCGGCCCCAUCCCCGAAAAUGUGCUUGCCACCAAAUACCCACGCAUCGAUCCUAAAACCUGCUACCCAGUCAUCUGCAUGGUUCUUGAAGCACUUCCCAAGCCGUGGCAAGACGAGAUUCUUGCCCCCUCACUUGCUUGCCCCUCCCCAGGUGACUGUUUCAUCCCGAGCUCCGAUCUACACUCCCCCCCCUCCCUUGUCCUACAGACGACCUCGUUCUCCCCCCCUUUCACGCUGUCCGCCACCCUCCACCGGGUUCUGCCAAACGGCUUCUUUGAGCGUAAUCCCUUUGGGUCCGGGAUAUUCCAUAUCAAAGAUGUCGUGGCGGUUCACACCCAAGGCCAUUGGGUGGCUGGCCCGCUGCAUACAGGUGCAGGGCUUGGCGCGAGGCUGGACCUUCUCCGCGACUGUGUCCCUAGCCUCGCCGCGAUCCGACAACUCCUCUAUACGCGGCGCCCACUCGACCACGACUCCCGCUGGAUCCAUGCCCUCUCCUCCCCCUUACCCAUCCCUCUCCCCGACCACUCUCACACCUUCCUCCGCGAACAACCUAGUCUUCAGCGCGACCUUCUAUACCGUUUCUACACCCGCUCUCUCCCUUCGGGCUCCCGGUUCCUGUUCUCUAAGGAUAGGGGUCGCUGCUCGCGCUGCUCCUCCAACGAGAUUGAGACUAUCUCACAUAUUUUCUUCGUCUGUGGGGCAGCCCCUGAUGUGAUGGCGGCUUUGGGCUCAGUUGCUCGUCGACACUUGGGCUGCUCCCCUCCGACCGAGCACAUACUUUUUCCGCUCCCCUCUCGUGCCGGCCAGACUGCCCCCUGGAGCCUUCUUGUUGGCGCAGCUGCCAAGGCCCUUUGGAAUGCUCGUUGCAACCAAAGAUCCAACAACAUCGUCUCCUCCCGCUUUGAGAUCUUGCAACUCAUCCUCGCUCAAUUUCUCCUGGCUUUCAAAAUAUUCCUUUGGCGGCGCUCUAAACAAUCAGCCAAGCAACAACAGAAAACUGCACCCCGUCUCCGGGCAGCCAAACGGCUCCGCUUCAUAUCUUUUUUCUGA
Molecule: messenger RNA, 4539 nt
Organism: Closterium sp. Yama58-4
Lineage: Eukaryota; Viridiplantae; Streptophyta; Zygnematophyceae; Desmidiales; Closteriaceae
Source: the annotation of a GenBank genome assembly